AUGACACCAAAUACAUUCCUCCUUGCUGCGGACAACAGUCCUGCAUUGCUUUCGCUUCUCCGUGAAAAUCCAACCCUAGCAGCUGCGCAAGAUGAGCACGGUUAUUCUCUCGUUCACGCAGCAGCCAGUUACAAUCACCUCGAUUUGCUACGAGCUUUGGUUCUCGAAUUUCAUGUCGAUGUUGAUGUGAAAGAUGAGGAUAAUGAAACAGCACUUUUCGUUGUCGAAACACUGGAAGCCGCAAAGGUUCUAGUGGAAGAAUUGGGGGUUGAUACCCGUCACAAAGGAGCUGAUGGCUUGACAGCUAGGGAGAAGAUUGAAUUGGAGGGAGAAUUUCCUACGAUAGCCGCAUAUCUGGCGAGCAUCGACAUCAACCAGCCGAGAAAACAAGUAGAAGCUACUGCCAAGGACUUUGUGGCAGAGGCCAACCGACCUCCACCGCGAGGAAUGAAACUCGUUGUCAGCACGAUGGAUGCAGAGGAGCAGGUCCCUUCCGAUAUCGACCCAGGCUUCCGUCGUCGCAUGGAAGAGUUGGCACAGCGAGAUGAUUUUUCUGCCCCGUCUGGACAGGCUGAUUUGCGGAAACUAGUGGAGGAUGCCAUUUCAGAUCGAUAUCUAGCGAUAGACAGAAAUGUGAGACCAAGGCAGACUCAGUAA
Molecule: messenger RNA, 657 nt
Organism: Metarhizium album ARSEF 1941
Lineage: Eukaryota; Fungi; Ascomycota; Sordariomycetes; Hypocreales; Clavicipitaceae
Product: ankyrin repeat-containing protein
Exons: 1
Coding region: 1-657 (218 amino acids)
Molecular function (GO): protein binding
Source: RefSeq, a predicted model, not a curated record